This is a messenger RNA of Phytophthora infestans T30-4, 612 nucleotides long. RefSeq lists its product as uncharacterized. Bases 1 to 612 code for a protein of 203 amino acids. The record is from RefSeq and is a predicted model, not a curated record. The transcript is spliced from 2 exons. Lineage: Eukaryota; Oomycota; Peronosporomycetes; Peronosporales; Peronosporaceae.
AUGAAGAUCAGAGGGCGACGAGGAACGAUGUUGAGGCGAAACGAGCGGCUGUACGAGCAGCGGCAGCACCUCGCGAGCGAACAGCGACAACAGGAGCGAAGCGAAGACGAGCUGAAGCAACAGCGAGAACGAACGCAGCCGGAACCUCGAACGAUGGGACUGGUGGAGCUGCAGCGACGAAGACGACGCAACCGAGUUGGGCAGUACCCACUCGAGUACGAACUACGGCCGACUGGCGAGCGGUCAUGGUGGAGAAAUGAUGACGAACGACUUUGGACGACCAAGGACGGACGACCAAAAACCCGGUUGAGACGCACGGUACACAACGACGAUGACGGCCAGUACGAACUGGUCAACGACAGAAAGAACAACGCGAGGACGGGAGCUGGAGCUGACGUUGUUGGAGCACGUCUGGCAGCCUGGACCUGCGGAGAUGGACGAAUACGAUGGCCAAUAGCGGCCAAGGAGACGAAAGACAGCAGAGUGGAGCCCGGCGAGCAGUCGCUGGCGUGCGUCGUAGAAGCAGCUGACAACCGCAGCCACGAGGAUUCGCAGAUCCACACGGACCUUAAGGGCUCUCACUUUCGAAUCGGCGGCGCAAGACGCAACUGA